CAAAGUCUAUUCACCCCUCCCCCCCUCUAGACUUUGUAUCUCACCAUUUUGGGACCACCAAUUGGUAUCAGAGCUUACUUCUCACUAUCUACGUUUAGAUUAACGAGAAGCGAUCAUAAUGGUGAACAAUAUGGAUCACGGUUUGCCCAAGUUUUCUCUUCUAGGUUAUGAUGAUUGGAAGAUCAUGAUGGAAGCACAUCUCUAUGCUCUACAUGACUGCAUGUGGAUGGUGCUUGAGGAUGGACCCUUGAAAAUCCAAAUGGAGAACCUUGAGAGAAAUCCAGCAACUCCAGAUGUAGUCCGGUACAUUCCAAAGCCCAAAGAAAAAUGGGAUGAUAGAGAUUGCAAAAAGCACAAUCUGGACAACGUCGCCAAAGCAGCCAUCUUCAAGACACUUGAUCCCAUCACCUUCUCCAAAAUCAAGCAUCUCAAGACUGCCAUGGAGAUAUGGCAAGGUCUUGGGAAGCUAUGUGAGGGAUCAGAAGACUUGAGAAAGCAGAAGAUAGAGGUCCUGCUUGAGAAGUUCAAAAGCUUCAAAAUGCUUCCCGGAGAAUCAUUCGAUAUGUUGGAUGAAAGAUUCCACAAAAUCUUGAAUGAUCUUGCAUCACUUAACCACGUUCUUUCUCCCAAAGAAAAGAAUGUAAGGUUACUGAGAUCACUUCCAACCGAGUGGUACACCAAAGCCACAGCCAUGGAAGAAGGAAGAAACCUGGAAAACUACACUAUCCAGGGUCUCCUUGAUGAGCUCAGAACCUAUGAGCACGAGCUGAAGAAGAAGAUGGAAGAACCCCAGCCGUCAAGCUCAAAAAUGGAGAACUAUGAUGAGGAAUUUGCCAUGAUGGUCAAGCAAUUCCGGAAGUUCAAGAAGUUCUUCAAAAAGACUGACUCAGUCAAAAGGCCAUCCAAGGGAAAGCCACAGGUAAGUGACUCCCCUCCUGAAUCUUAUUUAUGCUAUAACUGCAGGAAACCUGGCCACUGGAAGUCAGCAUGCCUGUACCCAAAGGUGGAGAAGUACGGAGAAAGAGAAAGGAACGAGAAGAAAAAGAAGGCAAUGGUUGCUGCUGAAAGUGACGAGUCAUCCAGCUCAAGCUCAGAUGAAGAAGCUCUCGUCUGCAUGGAGCGCAGAGCUGAUAAGUCCAACCAUGAGGAUAGGUGGACUAUGUCAGAAGAUGACACCCUCUGUCUAAUGGCCAAAGAUGAUGCUGAACAAGAGGUAACUUCACAAACCUCAUGCUCAUCUUCUUAUGAAAGCAUAUCAACUUCUGAAAAUCUUUUUGACCGGUUCAAAAAGAUGAUGGAAGAUUUUGAGGAAAUAAAUCUCAAACAUUCAUCCUUAACAGAGGAGAACAAACUAUUGAGUGAAGAGAAUCUCAAGUUGACUGAAGGUCGGAAAAGUCAACUGGAUGAGAUCACUCAGCUUAAGACUGAAAAUGAAUCUCUCUCUAAAAAGGUGAAAUCCCUUAGCAAAGAACUAGGGAUACUUAAGUCCAAAGAAGAAGUGGAUAAGCUUCUUGAAACAACCAACCAUAAGGGUCGUAAAGGACUUGGGUUUGACGCCUCUAGUUCCAAAAGGAAAGGGAGAACAACUUUCAUCCCUCCUAAACCUACUGCUAAACCAAAUAAGCAGAAAGGAAAGGAAAAGGAGAAACCAACAAAAGUUCCCAAAAAGGAAGCCGCUAAGUACCCAGGUGUCUGGUACUUAGACAGUGGCUGUUCAAGACACCUGACGGGUGAUGCGAGCCUUUUGAGCAAUCUAAUUCCCUAUGAUGGUCCAAGACUUACUUUUGGAGGAAGCAAUGAUUUUGGCCAUACUAAAGGGCUAGGAAAUCUGGUGUACAAGGGACUAACCAUCCAAGCUGUAUCUUAUGUUGAAGGUCUCAAUUAUAACCUUCUUAGCAUAAGUCAGUUUUGUGAUAAAGGUUACUCCUUGGAAUUCUACAAGGACAUGGCAUCUCUCAAGAACAUCUCCACAAAUGAAGUCAUUCUCACUGGGAAGAGAAUCAGAAACAUAUAUGAAGUAAUAUGGGAUGAUGUCAAGGAAGCUUGUCUAAUCAGCAAAGACAAGGAUGAAGAAGUCAAUGAAGGAGAUAGAAUGAAGCCCACGGAGUUCAUUCCAUUCAGAAGUCUGCCUCUGAAGACUUCACAGAGAAAUCCGGACUCAAAUAGAACUGAGCCUUCCGGAAAUCUUGGCCAGCCUUCCGAUAUUUCGGAUCUCUCAAACGGUGACAAUUCCGGAAAUGGCGACCUAGUGCCAAUCCAUCCGGAAACACCAACAACUUCUGUUCUUCAACCAGAAGCUGAACUAGAUCAACCAGUCAAUCCCAAUCAACACAAUCUUCGUUGGUUAAGGGAUCAUCCUCCUCAACAGAUCAUUGGAGACAUUCAAUCUGGCAAGUUGGAAGCCAAAUGCUCUUCACCGGCGUUCUAUCAAAGCUAUCUGGAGAUGAUAGCUGCUCAAGAACUCUCCGAAUUUCUUCAAAUGGAGAUUCGCCUCAAAUUUGAAGAAAAAGUUCUUGAACUCUACAGAAAUGGAGAAGUCAAGUCUGUUAAAUCAAAGAAGGACCCACAGAGGAUGAUUCAAGUCAUCAAAUCCACUGUUGGAGGUACCAAAGUGAAGCUUUCGCAGAAGAAACUGGGAGAAAAGCUUCAACUUCCCAACUCUGGAGCUGAAGUUGGGAGAUUUCCAGUCAAAAAUCUGGACUGGAACAUCAUUGGAAUUUCUAGGCAAAUUCAUUCUGGCCUAGCGAAGAAAGAAGAUCUGAACAACGACUACAAGUUAGUUUUGGAACUGGUCAUCGCAUGCCUUGAGUGUGGAAGUGGAGGUCAUGCUGAUGACAUCACCCAGGAGAGAGCCUUCAUCAUCAACGCUCUCAUUACCAAAUCUAAGGUAAACUGGGCUGCACAUUUCUUCAAAUCCAUCUCAAAACAUCUGGGAAAGCACAACCAGAAGUAUCUUUGUCAAGGUCUGUAUAUUGGACAUAUUUUGGAGUCUAUGGGUGCUGCUUCUAAAGGAAAGAAGUAUGAAGAAAGAUAUUGGUUAUACUAUCUGUCUUCAAAAGGGGAAAAUAGAGCUGGUGCUAGUGCUACUGCUGAGGAAAGCUCUUCAGAUAAUGUCCCACUCAUCCAUCUGACAAACACUGCCAAAAGGAAGCAUGUGGUGUCUCCCUCUCCAAGUGUUGAAGCAUCACAGAACCUUGCCUUGAUCAAUUUGGAAGAAGAAGAAGAAGUCUCUGUCCAAGGAGAACUUCAAAGGAAGAAGAAGAGGAAAAUCACCUCUCCUUCAACAUCUGGAAAUGUCAACACAGAUAAGUUGAAGGAGAAGGAACCUGCUGAGGAAACCUCUGCCCAAAACCGAAAUGUUGCUGAAAACAAAUUCUCGCAGCUCUACUAUAAUUGGAGAGCUUGGAAAGUUGGAAAUUCAGCAGAGCAAGUGUUGGAUUGGGAUCAACAACUCAAGAAUGAGAAGAUCAUCAAGAAAUGCCUAGGACUACCAGUCAACCACUGCUGUGAAGAUAUGUUGGAUGACUACUGGGUAUGGCAAAGGAACAAUGAGGAUCUGCAUCUGGAACACUUGGCCACCACACCAGUUUCAGAUUUUGAAGCAGAUGAUGAAGACACUGCAGUUUAUAAGCCAAUCUUUUCUAGAGUCACAAAAGAUCAAGUAAUUAUCACUUUUGAAGCAAUAGCUGACCUGGAACCAACAUCAGAAGAGUUUCAAAUCUUUCCGGAAACCUCACCUGUUUAUCAAGAGAAGGCAGCCUCUCCCCUACAAGAACAGAACCAUGAAAUAGCAGAAGAAGAAGAAUUUCAGCAACUGAUCCAAUCUCAAGUGUUCGAGAUUCUCACAACUCCUUGUGAGAUCUCCAACCAGCCAGAACUUGAGAUCCCGGAGAAGUCAGCAGAAUUUCUGGAACAGUCAGCUCUUCCAGAAACAAUGGAGCAAGCUGUAGAAGUCCAAAGAAAUUCUGGAGAAGCUGAAAAGGAAACUCAAAUGGCAGAAGUGGAGGUCUCUCAAACUCCAAUAGCCAUGUUUGAAGAACUGAAUGAAGCUGAAGAUAGUGACUCCCUCUCUAGAUAUAUAUCAAAUUUUGCGCUUGAUGAAGCAGAAGGAGAGUCUGAGAGAACACUGAAGGUUACUGAUGAAGAAGAUGUACAAGAAGAUGCUGAAUCUCUUCCUAUGCAACUCUUCCAAAGAACACCAUCUUCUCAUCAGGUAACCAAUUUCCAUUUCCAUAGCUCCUCCACUCAUACUCUUCCGGAUGAGAUACCGGAAAUCUGGACAAAGAAGGUCCAAGGGCUAAUUGAAUCAGCCCUAGCAUCUCAACAUGCCUCCUUUAGGCAAGAGAUAGAGCAAAUGGAAGCCAGGUACACUCAGCUGAUAGAGAAAUCAGAAGAAAAACACAGCACAGAUCUCAAAGAAAUAAGCAAAUCAGUAGAAAAGACUCUAGAGAUCAUCUCUCUAUUGAGUAAAACUGUGAGCAACACGAUGGAGAUAUAUGCCUCUGACAGUCAACUUCAACUCAAGGAGAUCAACAAAGUCAAAGAGCAAAUAGCGAGUGUCACAGUUGGUCUACAAAAACAGAUGUCCCUUCUUCAAAUGGACAUCAGAUCAACAUUAGCAGUAGCCUCAACAAAUCAGGUAGUGACCAAAGACUACUUGAAGAUGAUCAUUGACAAUCAGAAGGAAGCAUUCAAGUUGUUCAGACUUAUUGGCGCAAAUUCUGGAAAUCGCAAGAUGGAAGUAAUUCUCCAACAACACAGUCCAUCUCCAAUACCACAGCUCCCCAUUGCAGUCAAAGAAGGAGAAGUCUCUUAUAUUCCUUCUCAUCUGAACAUGACAAAUCUAAUCCUUGAAGCACAACAAAGAAGUCCAGAGAAUUCAGCACAACAUCUAUCUAGCUCAGGACAAGAUGGAACAGAAGGUAUAGGAACAAUUGCUGCCCACUUCUCAAAUGAUGUCCUAACAGAGGAAAGACGCAACAAUUUAAGGCGUAUCAGACAACUCUGUGGAAACAUGCAAGGCAUCAGUGAGGCUGCCGGAUCUUCAAAGUGCAAGAGAAAAUCGAUCGAGAUGGCGAGAAUGGAUCCGGACGCACUGGCGAAGGCAUUUGUCGAGCACUACUACUCCACCUUCGAAUCCAAUCGCGCCAAUCUGGCCGGUCUCUACCACGAAGGCUCCAUGUUGACAUUCGAGGGACAGAAGAUUCUCCGCUCCGCCAACAUCGUCAGCAAGCUCACCGGCCUCCCCUUCCAGCAGUGCAAGCACAACGUUACCACCGUCGACUGCCAGCCCUCUGUCACUCAAGGCGGCUUCAUCGUCUUCGUCAGCGGCAGCCUCCAACUCGCCGGCGAGCAGCACGCCCUCAAGUUCAGCCAGAUGUUUCACUUGAUGCCAACACCCAAUGGAAGUUUUUACGUGCACAAUGACAUAUUCCGCUUGAACUAUGCAUGAAGGCUUAGGAUUCUAGUGUCUAUUGGGGUUUGUGUUUCAUUGAUGAUGGAAAUGUCAACAAAAACAAUUGAAAAAAAUUGACAUGCUUAUGGGUGUCAGAUGAUACUUUGGUUUCGAAUGUGUUUUUUUUGUCUUGGUUACUAAUAAUAUUUCAGUUUUGAU
This is a messenger RNA of Cuscuta campestris, 5614 nucleotides long. Lineage: Eukaryota; Viridiplantae; Streptophyta; Magnoliopsida; Solanales; Convolvulaceae. The record is from the annotation of a GenBank genome assembly.